Molecule: messenger RNA, 2455 nt
Organism: Toxotes jaculatrix (banded archerfish)
Lineage: Eukaryota; Metazoa; Chordata; Actinopteri; Toxotidae
Product: threonine-rich protein-like
Exons: 4
Coding region: 85-1245 (386 amino acids)
Source: RefSeq, a predicted model, not a curated record
GCAAUUGACAGGCUAAACACAGUGUGCAAUCACAGAAAAAGUACCUGUCUGUAUCUGGAGUAGAGAGGAGUAACAACACUCACCAUGGAAAGAAAAAUCCUCUGUUGGAUAUUUUUGAUUGGAUAUUUUCAUGCAUCAUCUGGACAAACUACAACUGUUGACCCAACAACAACAACAGCAACACUGACCACUACAACAGGCUCAACGACAACUGAUACGCCUACAACAACUGCAGGCUCAACAACAACUAGUAUCUCUACAACAACUGCAGGCUCAACGACAACUGGUACGCCUACAACAACUGCAGGCUCAAUGACAACUAUUAUACCUACAACAACUGCAGGCUCAACGACAACUGGUACACCUACAACAACUGCAGGCUCAAUGACAACUAUUACACCUACAACAACUGCAGGCUCAAUGACAACUGGUAUCUCUACAACAACUGCAGGCUCAACGACAACUGGUACCCCUACAACAACUGAAGGCUCAACAACAACUAGUAGCCCUACAACAACUGAAGGCUCAACAACAACUGGUAUGCCUACAACAACUGAAGGCUCAACAACAACUGGUACGCCUACAACAACUGAAGGCUCAACAACAACUAGUACCCCUACAACAACUGAAGGCUCAACAACAACUGGUAUGCCUACAACAACUGAAGGCUCAACAACAACUGGUAUGCCUACAACAACUGAAGGCUCAACAACAACUAGUACCCCUACAACAACUGAAGGCUCAACAACAACUAGUAGCCCUACAACAACUGAAGGCUCAACAACAACUGGUAUGCCUUCAACAACUGCAGGCUCAACGACAACUGGUAUCUCUACAACAACUGCAGGCUCAACGACAACUAGUACAACUCCAGAACCAACUACAACAACUGGAGCCUCAACAACCCAUGCAACUACAGUCUCUACUACAACUGCAGCCACAACAACAAAUACAACCCUAAACACCACCACAACAGCUUUACUUACCACAACUACACCACCAACCACAUCCACUCUCCCAGUCAUUACAACUCCACCUCCGAUUACCACGACCACUGGAGAAACAACAACAGCCCAAAGCCUUUUAUCACUGGCACAUCUCCAAAUAAAGAUGACUUCCUUUGGCGAGGUCAGCAAUGGAACCAUCACUGAGCUUAUCAAACAGUUUUUCAGAGACCAGCUCCAGAAUGGCACAGCCCACACAGUCACCGUGACAAGCAUUGAACGGGUUAUCAUUAUCCCAUAGAAGCUUCAUGUAGACAGAAACAGUUAAAAGUGAAUAUAUAAAGAUGGCAGUUCAAGUGCUGGUACUUUUAACAUGAUGUGAGUUUCUCAACAAUUUGAGAAAUGAGUAAACACAGAGGUUUGGAUUUUAGUCGAAAUCCAUCCUUAUGCCUUUUAUCAUUAUUUUGUCCAAUUAAAUCUAAAAUAUUUGCCGUCCCACACUGUUACGUGUAUUUCCUAGAAAUGUGAAUAGUGGAGAUGCACACUUGACUGGAGUGUGAGAUUAUUUGUACAGUACAAUGGGAACCUCAAAUCAAGCAAUCUGAUCUGUCAAAGAAGAGGUUCUUAAGAAGUGUCAGUAAUUCUCAUAGUUGUAACUGGAGAAAUGGCUGCCACACUGACAAGCUUAGUAACCAGGAAACUCUUAAACUGUGUUCUUCUCUCACUCAUCCCUUUUGUUGUUUAGCAACAAUAAUCUUACUGAGUUCCUUAUACCAAGUGUAUGACUAUUAUAACCCCAAAUCAGGAAAUUAAUCAUUUGUCAGAGUUAAAUACACAGUUGUGUCUACUGAAUGUGAGUCUGUUUUAAAGCACUGAUUGUUGGAUAGUGUUAUGGGAGGAAAUCUGAGGCUUUCUGUGCACAGGUCAUAUUUUUAAAUGUUUCUGUUACAUGGGCUGAAGACACACAAUAAUGAACGUAAUGAAUGUGUGUGUUUUGUGUUUCUUUUGUGUGGUUUUUAUUUGCCCUCUGUUUCAGUCCAUUUAGUAAACUUGCCUUAUACAGGCAUUGAGUUUACUAAGUGUCAAGUAUAUAAAAAUGUGAUUUAUUUAAGCAGGAUAAAUUAUUUGUGAUUCUGAACUGAGGCCAGUAUGUGUCUAUUCCUAUGCUACAAGGCCACACAGCAAUCUUUUCACCUGCAAACAUAACGUUUAAUAUAUACGACUUAGAUACGAUACAUAACGACUUUUUUCUCAAAGUAACCGAUUUAAUUUUUUUUUCGAAUCAUUAGUUUUGUACCAAAUAAUAUUAAUUCUUAAUUUUUCUGACAUGUAUUAGACUUUAAAAUGAUUAUUUAGCAUGACAUUUUGUUUGCAGCCACAAUCACUUUCAAUCACUUUCAAGAUAUUUAUACAACACUAGAUUUGUGAGACAAAAUUAGCAGCUCGGAUUAUUUGUGUUGUGCUAUAUCCUUUUGAAAGAUAAAUAAAGAGACAUAUCUGUUUGAAGUGGC